GUCUCUCCAUUGAUGCUCCUCUGAGCUCCUCCAAUCAUCCUCUGCAGCCUUCUUCUCCUCCUCUGGGUUCUCCUCUCUUCUGCUGGAGCCUCCCGCCAUGCAGCUCCUGGUUCUCCUGUGCGUAAUGGCGCAGCUCCUGCUGGCCGAGGCGCGCAUCGCCAAACGCUUCGCCAUCGACUGUCCGGAGAGCUGCGACAGGUCUCAGUGCCCGCAGAUCCCCGCAGACUGCCUGGCCGGGGACGUGCUGGACCGCUGCGGCUGCUGCCCGGUGUGCGCCUCCGGGGAGGGCGAGCCGUGCGGCGGCGCCGGGGACCCGGACUGCGCAGAGGGGAUGGAGUGCUUGGUGACCGACGGCGUGGGGGCGUCCGCCACCGUGAGGCGGAGGGGCAAAGCCGGCGUGUGCGCGUGCAGCAGCUCCGAGCCGGUGUGCGGCAGCGACGGGGUGUCCUACCGGAACAUCUGCGAGCUGAGGCGCGUCAGCAACCGGGCCAUGAAGCUGCAGCAGCCGCCCAUCAUCUUCAUCCAGAGAGGAGCCUGCGGGAAGGCUCAGCAGAACCCCGACAGUCUUCGCUACAAAUACAACUUUAUCGCUGACGUGGUGGAGAAAAUCGCUCCUGCUGUUGUUCACAUUGAACUCUUCCGCAAGAUGAUGUUCUCUAAGAGGGAGGUCGCCGUGGCCAGCGGCUCUGGCUUUGUUGUCUCUGAGGACGGACUGAUCGUCACCAACGCACACGUGGUCGCCAACAAGCACAGGGUGAAGGUGGAGCUAAAGAGCGGUGCCACAUAUGACGCUAAGAUCAAAGAUAUUGAUGAGAAGGCAGACAUUGCUCUCAUUAAGAUCGACGUACCGACCAAGCUGCCUGUGCUGCUCCUGGGCCGCUCCGCAGACCUGCGUCCUGGAGAGUUUGUGGUCGCCAUCGGCAGCCCGUUCUCCCUGCAGAACACCGUCACCACUGGGAUCGUCAGCACCACCCAGAGAGGAGGGAAGGAGCUGGGCCUCCGAAACUCAGACAUGGACUACAUCCAGACAGACGCCAUCAUUAAUUAUGGGAACUCAGGAGGACCGCUGGUCAAUCUGGAUGGAGAGGUUAUCGGCAUCAACACUCUGAAGGUCACGGCAGGAAUCUCCUUCGCCAUCCCAUCAGACAAGAUCCAGCAGUUCCUGGCAGAGUCCCAUGACCGGCAGGCUAAAGGGAAAACCUUCCCCAAGAAGAAAUACAUCGGCGUCAGAAUGAUGAGCCUCACUCCGUCGCUGGCGAAGGAGCUGAAGGAGAGGCAUUCAGACUUCCCAGACGUCGCUUCAGGGGCGUACGUCAUCGAGGUCAUCAGCAGAACUCCAGCUGAGGCAGCCGGCCUGAAGGAGAGAGACGUCAUCAUCAGCAUCAACGGAGAGCCCGUCGCCUCGGCGAGCGACGUCAGCAACGCCAUAAAGCGGGACGACAAGCUGAAAACGGUGGUGAGGCGGGGCAACGAGGAUGUCAUCCUCACCAUUGUCCCCGAGGAAAUUGACCCUUGACCUCUUACCUGACGCAGCAGCCAAUAAGCAUCAGAGCUGAAGCAGUCAACCAAUGGUGGGCUGGCCUUCGGAGCUUCUCGACCAAUCAGGAAGUCUUGAUUUCCUCGGGCAUCAGUCGGAGGUUGCCUGAGUGCCAGGCUGCACCCAGGAACGUCCCCUGCUCUCUAGAGCCCCCCGCUCUGAGGGGCCCCUUCCUUCCCUGCCAUCUUGGCUCUUCUCUACUCUGCAAUUACUCUCCAUCAUCAAUCAUCUUUAUAACCUACUAACAUCCUGCCCAGAGAGGUUACUGCAGGUCACCGUAGUUCUUCAUGUACAGCACGUUCCCCUUCAGGAGGGAAUCUUUUUCUUAAAGUGUUUUUUGACUUUGUGUUUGAUGACAAUGUUGUCAAAAAGAGGGAAUAAAAUUAUUUUUGAGAAAAA
Cyprinodon tularosa is the source of this 1936-nucleotide messenger RNA. RefSeq names its product HtrA serine peptidase 1b (gene htra1b). Bases 98 to 1516 code for a protein of 472 amino acids. The record is from RefSeq and is a predicted model, not a curated record. The transcript is spliced from 10 exons. Gene Ontology annotation, cellular component: extracellular region. Gene Ontology annotation, molecular function: serine-type endopeptidase activity; protein binding. Lineage: Eukaryota; Metazoa; Chordata; Actinopteri; Cyprinodontiformes; Cyprinodontidae. Gene Ontology annotation, biological process: proteolysis; programmed cell death; positive regulation of apoptotic process.